This is a messenger RNA of Pimephales promelas (fathead minnow), 4784 nucleotides long. RefSeq names its product leucine rich repeat containing 8 VRAC subunit Ab (gene lrrc8ab). The record is from RefSeq and is a predicted model, not a curated record. Lineage: Eukaryota; Metazoa; Chordata; Actinopteri; Cypriniformes; Leuciscidae. Gene Ontology annotation, cellular component: cytoplasm. Gene Ontology annotation, molecular function: protein binding.
CUGCCCUCUAGUGUAAAGAACUGAUUAUGAAAUACAAUUGACCCCUGCACAGCUGAGAUUGCAAUUUGCGCUGUUUGUCUUGGUUCUGCCACUUUCUUUUCUGCUUCCUGAGCUCAUCAGCCCGACGACACCGCACAUGGAGCAGAGGUGGCAGCACACGGUGGGGAUAUCUGUGUCCCAUCCAGACAAAAAGGACUGUGAUGAGUGUCAGUUCCUGAAUGGAAAUGUGGAGUAUUAGGUAAAAUCUAACUGAGGAGACACUUUUCAGACACUGCCCUGCCUUAGACAAACAGGAUUUGAAUCCUGGGGUCACGGACUCUCCAAAGCCAGAGGAGACAAUUCUUCAGUGUUAUUAUCGGAAAUGGCUAAUAAUAGAUGACAAGAAAGCCAGAACAUUCUUUUGGCGGAGUCUUCUUGUGUAGCAGCCGGGGAAGACAACUGUCCUCGACUUCGGUAAAUCAUGAUCCCCAUAACUGAGCUGCGCUACUUUGUAGACACGCAACCUACGUAUCGCAUCCUAAAGCCAUGGUGGGACGUGUUCACGGACUAUUUAUCGGUCGUAAUGCUGAUGAUUGCAGUAUUUGGGGGCACUCUUCAGGUCACACAGGACAAGAUGAUCUGCCUGCCCUGCAAAUGGGUAGUUAACAAGACCUGUAGGAAGUAUUUCAAUUCAACAUUUUCUGUGCCCUUGACCCUUGAACCCCAAGGAAUCCAGUAUGACCUUGAUCGACACCAGUACAAUUAUGUCGAUGCUGUGUGCUAUGAAAACAAGCUUCACUGGUUUGCUAAGUAUUUCCCAUAUUUGGUGCUACUGCAUACGCUCAUCUUUCUGGCUUGCAGCAACUUCUGGUUCAAGUUCCCUUGGACAAGCUCAAAACUGGAACAUUUUGUGUCUAUCCUCCUGAAAUGUUUUGACUCGCCGUGGACCACACGAGCUCUGUCUGAAACCGUCGUGGAGGAAAGCGAUCCCAAAGCGCUGGUGAAAAUGAAUGGCUCCUUCGAUAAGAAGGCUUCGUAUGUUAGCGAAGACGUUGAAGCGAGUGUUCCCAUGCUGUCAGCAACCAGGUCUCGAAUUGAACAAGGAAUCGUGGACCACUCCGAGACUGGUGUCCUGGACAAAAAGGAAGGUGAACAAGCCAAGGCGUUGUUUGAGAAGGUGAAGAAGUUUCGGAUUCACGUUGAAGAAGGCGAUAUAGUCUACAGACUCUACAUCCGACAGACUAUCAUCAAAGUUGUUAAGUUUAUCCUUAUUAUCUGCUAUACCGGCUACUAUGUACACAAUAUUCAGUUCAACGUUGACUGCAAUGUGGACAUCGAGAGUCUGACUGGUUAUCGCAUGUACAACUGUGCCCAUCCCUUGGCCACUCUCUUCAAGAUUUUAGCCUGCUUCUACAUUAGUCUAGUUAUCGUGUAUGGCAUGAUCUGUGUAUACACCCUCAGCUGGAUGCUUCGACGUUCCCUCAAGAAGUAUUCGUUUGAAUCAAUCCGAGAGGAGAGCAGCUACAGCGAUAUCCCAGAUGUGAAAAACGACUUUGCCUUCAUGCUGCAUAUGAUUGACCAGUACGACCCCCUGUAUUCCAAGCGAUUUGCCGUGUUCCUCUCAGAGGUCAGCGAGAACAAACUUCGCCAGCUGAACCUCAACAACGAGUGGACUUUGGAAAAGCUUCGGCAGAGGAUCACCAAAAACUCCCAAGAGAAGUUGGAGCUCCACCUUUUCAUGCUCACUGGGAUUCCAGACACAGUUUUUGACUUGGUGGAGUUGGAGGUUCUGAAGCUUGAGCUCAUUCCUGAUGUCACCAUCCCACCAAUCAUUGCCCAGCUUACUAACCUCAGAGAGAUGUGGCUGUACCACACGCCAGCAAGAAUAGAGGCUCCAGCGCUCGCGUUUCUGAGAGAGAACCUGAAAUCUUUGCACAUCAAGUUCACCGACAUAAAGGAGAUCCCUUUAUGGAUCUACAGCUUGAAGAAUUUAAGCGAGUUGCACCUUACUGGGAACCUUAGUGCUGACAACAAUCGCUACAUCGUCAUUGAUGGUUUACGAGAGUUGAAGCGACUAAAGGUUUUGAGACUGAAAAGCAACUUAACAAAGCUGCCUCAGGUGGUCACGGAUGUUGGAAUGCACCUCCAGAAGCUGUCCAUCAACAACGAAGGUACCAAGCUGAUGGUGCUCAACAGCUUCAAGAAGAUGGUGAACCUGUCCGAGCUGGAGCUCGUCCGCUGCGAUCUGGAGCGCAUACCACAUUCUAUCUUCAGCCUGCACAAUUUACAGGAGAUCGAUCUUAAGGACAACAACCUGAAAACCAUUGAGGAGAUCAUUAGUUUUCAGCAUCUUCAUCGACUUGUUUGUCUAAAGUUGUGGUAUAAUCAGAUUGCGUACAUACCUAUCCAGAUAGGUACUUUGAUCAACCUUGAGCGCCUCUAUUUGAACCGCAACAAGAUUGAGAAAAUUCCACAUCAGCUCUUCUUCUGCCGGAAGCUGAGGUUUCUUGAUCUGAGCCAUAACAAUCUGACUCACAUCCCAUCAGAAAUAGGAAUUCUGCAGAACCUUCAGUACCUUGCUGUAACUGCCAAUAGGAUUGAAGCGCUUCCCCCUGAGUUGUUUCAGUGUAAGAAAUUGCGAACACUGAAUCUCGGAAACAACUGCCUGCAGUCUCUUCCCUCUCGGUUUGGGGAGCUCACCAGUCUGACACAGCUGGAGCUGAGGGGCAACAGGCUCGAGUGCCUUCCUGUAGAACUUGGGGAGUGCAGAUUGCUGAAGAAGAGUGGUCUAAUCGUGGAGGACAAUAUUUUCAACACUUUACCUUCCGAGGUCAAAGAGCAGCUGUGGAGAACCGAAAAAGAGACUUCUUGAAGCAGAUGCGUAAACCUGAGAGCACUUACCUGCGUGAAGUUUUUAAAUGGUGUGAGGAGAAGAAUUCAAACCGAGCAAUAGAAAAUUACAUUUAUACAUGUUUGUCACAUUUUACAGGGUUCAUCUGAAAGUUUCCUGGAUAAAAGGUAAGUGUUUCAAUUUAUGGCAUGUCGUUUUUUUAUUGCAACAUAGACAUUUCUGCUGUUUGGCACAGAGGAGUGAGCAGACCAAAUAUUACAUCAGGAUUAUGGUGCGGUUCAUUUUUGCCUUAACAUGCACAAACACUAUUCAUAUUUAGUAUUUUAUUAUAAACAUUUCUACUGUAUUUUAUACCCGUGUUGCUGUGUAAGUGUUACUGUGAAAUCACUCUACUUUUACCUUUUCCUAAAUCCAUGUGUAACGUUGAAGACUUCUAAUUCAACCCGAUUAGGGGUUUACUUCUGUAAUACAUUGUGUUAACUUGAAAUUGUUGGGCAUAUAACAUGUAAAUAACUGGUUAACAUAAUCCAAAAACAUAAGACACCAAUUAACUUUUUUAUUUGUUUAUGCAUGCCCUAUACAUUACCCACCACACAAAUAUGCUGUACAGUCUUUUUGACAUAUGUCUGUUACAUUACAAACAUGCAUAAUUUGAGAUUCACCCCCCCCACACACACACACACACAAAAAAAAAAAAACAUAGUAAGUUGCUAUUAUCUACAGUUACGAUUUGUUAAAUCGUUGUCUUUAUUGGUUUUAUGUGUUAGCAGAGUUACGGAGUACUUAUGGUUACAAAAGUGAUGUUUGCAGUAUUUAUGAACUGAUGCAAAAACUUAAGAUCUUUUAAAAAAUAUAACGUUACAGUAAAAGAUAGUGUUAAUGUCUGUAUCACUAUCUAUCUAUCUACAUGUAUUUCUUUUGUAUAAAGCAUAUGCAUGUUAUUAUUACUUUUUUUCUAAUAAGUUAGAAAAAGCCUUGAUUACCGUACAUUGUACCUUACAAAUACAGCACCUUAUUUCUACCGGUCUGCUCACUUUGAAACGCUUUAAGAUUUAUCAAUUAAUCAUUUCUAAUAACCAGUUUACCCUUUGUUAAGGUUGUUUAUACAUUGUAAUCAGUAAACAUACAUGUGCAUACUCAAAUUAAAAUAGACUAGUUCCCUCAACUUAAUGUUACAUUAAAUAUUCUCUAUUGUUCUACGUUAUUCUCAUGACAGUGUGCGACAAUCAGAAGUAUUGAGUGAAAUGUUGUGUAUAACUUUGAGUGUGUGGUGCAGAUGUCACUUAUUUGCUCUAGUAAAAUCAAUAUAGCUGUUUUGUCUUAUUUUAAUGUCCAUUCUCAGUUUGUUGAUAUGUUAACAAACUUGUUACUGUUGAUAGGUUAUUGAUCUUGGCUUGUUGCAUGUUUUCUCAUAUUACCUCAAAUAUGAAACAUUGUAGAAUGUUUUUCUUCCAUACUGUACACAUUGGAAACUAAGCUAAUAGAAUUUCAGAACUUGUUACUCAGGUAAGUGCUUUUCAACUUUGUACAUUUGAAGAUCAACACUAUUGUUUAAUGUCUUUUUUGAGUCUUUUUAUUUUUAUUUAAACAAAUUUAGCUGUUUGCAGUGUUAACGUAUUUGUAACCAUUUGAUAUCAACACUUUUUUUAAUGUGUUAUUUGAGGGGUUUUUUGUUUGUUGGUUUUGUUUGUUUUUUUAAACAAAGUGUGCUGUUUCCAGUGUUAACAUAUUUGUAACCAUUUGAUAAAUUUAUCACAUUAUCAAAAUGUAUUUAUGGUUGAUGAUUUCAUCAAUUUGUGUAUUCUAUAAACACACUAUUUUACUUUUGUUUACAUUGUUUGCAAACUAGGAUGUAAAGUAAAAAGUAAAUGCCACAAAAUGUAUGAAGCCAUACAGUGUGAAUAAACACUGUUUAUUUAGUGUGUCAAUAAAAAUCACUAAACAUUUUUUUUUA